UUCGUGUAGCGCACUGUUGAUGUUUUGGCUCAGUUGGAGAGGCGUGACGUGACGAAUGGUAGAUUUACACAGAGGACGUUUGCCUUCUUCUUUUCUUUCGCUGCAGUUUACCUCUAAAACAGCUGGCUGAGAGAUGUCCGACAGCUCCAGUGACACGGAGUCGUCCUGUGGAUGGACAGUCAUUAGUAAUGAGGGUUCGGAUAUUGAAAAUCUGGGGCCGGAUUAUGCCGGGGAGUGUGAGGAUGGAGCGGUUAGCCUGGUUAGUCUGGACGUACCUGAUGACAAGCAGGGUGAGGAGAGUUUGGGAGAGUCUUCACUAGACCUCACACUGAGAGAGGAGGCAGAACCGGCCCAAGAGGCGGGUGGAGAAGAACAUGUGACCCUUUGCUCCUCCAGUGAGAACUCUGACAUCAUCACCCUGGCGGACUCUCAGGAGGCGGAGAUUGACGCGUGGGAGGAGCCUGUUGCUAAGGAGGCGGAGGAGGAAGCAGGAAGUGAGGAGCUCUAUCUCGGAAGCUCGUCGAGCAGCCAGUACACGUUUAGAGAGUCAGAGACAAUGUUCCCAGCGGAUCAGCCUGUGCAGCGAGACGGCGGUAACAGCAGCAGUGAGGAUGAGGAGGGUGAGGUGAAGGCCAGUCCUGUGGUGAGGAGACGCAGAGUGAGGAGGAGCACCGCCGGCUCAGAGCCUGGAGACCCGCAGGAGCCCCACAGGAGACAGGAGGAGGCUGUUGAGGGGGUAGCAGUCUAUCCGGAUGGCCUCGCUGCUCGUCAGGAUCAGGGUCCCGUCAGCAGCACCCUGAACAAAUGCAUCCUGCUAGCGCUGCUCAUCGCCAUCAGCAUGGGCUUCGGACACUUCUACGGCACAGUCCAGAUUCAGGAGAGGCAGAGGAUUGUAGAAAAGAGUCGCGUGAAUGAGCUGGAAGCGCCGUGUAAGAGAGAGCUGGAUGUUGUAAGUAAGGAAGCGGUUGAGAAUCUCAGGGAAGACCUAGAGGAAAAGCAAGACAUGGUGAUGUCCCUCAUGAACGUCAUGGAUAAGAUAACUAAAGAAAACCAGCAUCUCAGAGUCAAACAGGAAGAGUUACAGGCCCAAAGACAAGAUUUAUACGUGCAACUGACGCAAACCAAAAGCCAAAUGGAGUCUCGGCAGAACGACCUGACCACGGAGAACCAGCAUCUUAAAAGCACUCUGGAGCGAGAAGAAGCGUCUCUGUCGGCCCUGAAGGAGCAGCUGCGGUCCCUGCGGGGACAGAUACGAGAGCUGGAGGAGAGAGGGGCCGGGGCCGACUCCAUCAUGUCCGAAAACCAGCGACUGAAGGGCCACUUACAGGAGGAGAAACAGAAAGUGCGCAGCUUCAUGAGCCAAAGGGAAGCGCUGAUGGCCGAAGCUCAGGUGCUGCGGAAAGAGCUCGAUAAAGAGCGCAAGGUGACCGACAAGCUCAAGGAGGAACUGGAGGAAAUAAGACAAGAGGAGGACGUCGAGGGCAAGACGGAUCCCGAGACCGAAGAACUGCAGGCGCGACUUCAGGAGCUCGAGAACAAGCUGAAGUUCGAGCAGCAGCGCUCCGAUCUUUGGGAGAGACUGUACGUGGAGUCGAAGGAGGAGAGAGCGAAGGGUGACAGGGACGUCAAGACCAAGAUUCCCAAGGAUGGGAUGCUGGGAAAGGUGAAGGAAACCUUAGACGCUGUGAAGAACUCCACUAAGGAGUUUGUGCACCAUCACAAGGAGCAGAUCAAGAAAGCCAAAGAGGCGGUUAAGGAAAACCUCCGGAAGUUUUCCGACUCCGUUAAAUCGACGUUCAGGCAUUUUAAAGACUCGGCCUCGAAUGUCUUCAGCCAUGAAAAGAGGUUUCACGACGCCAAACCAGAGCAUCACACGUUUAAGCAGGAGCAAGGAAACAAGCGCGCCGAAGACUGGCAGCCGCAGAAACCUUUACACCGACAUCCUCGCAAAUCAACCAGCGACUCCGUUCACGCCGAUCGCAACACGCGCAAACCCGGCGCUCAGAGAGACCACAGCACCAUGGGACAGAAAACGCCGCCCAAAGGCUGUUCUGGAGUGUUCGACUGCGCCUAUCAGGAGUCCAUGAGUCUGUUUAACAAGGCCAUGGAUCCCAUCCGCGCCGAUGAGUUUAACGAGCUCCUGCGCAGCUAUUUGCAGAAAGAAGUCGGACAUUUCCACCACUGGAGGGAGCUGGAGAGCUUCAUCGAUAAUUUCUUCCAUAACGGCGUCUUCAUCCACGACCAGAUGCUGUUUACGGACUUUGUCAGCGGCGUUGAGGAUUACCUCGAGGAAAUAGACGAAUAUCACAGCCUCAGCGACGACGUGUUUGAGGAUCUGGACGACUACAUAUACCGCCACAUAUUUGGAGAUACGUAUCUAAAAUAUUUUGGGCCGAGUCGACCCUUCAAAGGGCCGGGGUCGAAGGGCAAGGCGUGGCGUCACUGUCAGCGGCAGCAGAAGAAGCAGCAUCAGCCUCGUCCUCGUCCUCAGAGAGCCAAGAAAUGGAGCCAAUCAGGACGCGACCCCAACCGACAGUUCACAGAUGUCAAAAUAGAGCUGGGUCCCAUGCCCUUCGAUCCCAAAUAUUAGAAGAAACAUUUCAGUUCUUCUUAAUAUUGCUCCUAAUUUGUUUGUUUUGUCCUGGAGAGGGUUCAAGAAAGCUUUGGUU
This is a messenger RNA of Sinocyclocheilus anshuiensis, 2669 nucleotides long. It is a transcript of the gene ccpg1, whose product is annotated as cell cycle progression 1. Lineage: Eukaryota; Metazoa; Chordata; Actinopteri; Cypriniformes; Cyprinidae. The transcript has 11 exons. Gene Ontology annotation, cellular component: membrane. Bases 134 to 2590 code for a protein of 818 amino acids. The record is from RefSeq and is a predicted model, not a curated record.